GAUUCCCCCCUGCUCCAUCAUCACCAGUUGGCCUUGGCAAUCGCAGUGUACCCAGAGUGACCUUCUCCCCACGUCACGUUAUUGACUAGGCCCAUGCAGGCCAGCUGUGUUAUAACCUGCGCAAAUGUAGCAACCUUUUUUCGGUCGAACAAAUGAAUCGAGUGAAACAUUCAGUGACACCAUCAAAUGCAUUUUCCCAGCUAAGUCAGCGCCCUUACUCUGUCGUUAGACAAUCCUUGGCGGCCUUUGCGUGGGACUGGAUCGAGUCGUUGAAGCAGGCAGCGCAGCCCCAGCAGGUACCCCUGAAGUGGAACGCGCACAUGGAGAACCGGCCCGACGAUCCAUUGCGGGCCGACGGCCCGCGACCACCCAAGCGGCGCAGGGCGCAGGUCGACGUUAACCCCGCAUGCAGCCCCGUGGCCACCUCGCAGGACUUCUGGCGGCCCGUCUCUUCCGCGCACGACCCCGCCGCGCUACCCAUCCUCGAGCCCUCCGCCCACCCCUCGCAACCGCCCUCCAGCCCUCCAUCCGCGUGCGUCUCUCCGCUAUUCCCCCCCUCCGCGCAACGACCCCUCGCCCAAACAGUCACGCCGGCCCAAAUACCACCGCCAACCUGCGCCGAUUUCCCCGCAGCACAUACUCCCCCCAACCCCCAAGCGCGGAGGCGCAGCGCAUUGGCCCGCGGGGAGCGGAGCGACGCGGGGACGGAGGUGCUGCUGCAGGGGCUGCUGAGCGCGACGCCCGCGAGCCGGCGGCUGGCGGCGCUGGGGCUGGUGCUGCUGCUGCUGAACGGCGGGGGCGACGGCGCGGACAAGGUGCAAAGAGUACCAGCGUCCGAGCACGAUCCAUGGUGGACCUCGUCGCGCGAGGGUCCCUCGUCGCCGUGCAGCAGCGUGGGCAGCUGCGAUUCGUCCGCAGGCGACGACGACGCCGACACGGCGUGUACGACAGGGACGGGCGCCGCCGAGCCCUGGUCGUCGCACGGUUGCGCGCUGAGCGCCCCUCCCGCUGGCGCCCUCGCAGCUGAUCCGGUUUUGGUCGGUCUGAAGCGGCGCAGAGAAAACAGGUUCGCGUCGAUGGCGACUGCGCAGGACACGUGGCAGUCGGCGCAGGAGGCGGCGGCGGAAGAGCCGGAGCAGGAGCAGGUGGCGGGGAGCGGGGCGGGGGAGGAGGCGCAGGGCGGGCAGACGGAGGAGUUUUGGCAGCAGCAGCGGCAGCAGCUGGUGGACGCGAUCCAGACGCUGCUGGGGGGAUGCGCGCAGCUGCAGCGCGCGUAGGAAAGGGCGAAGCGCUGGCUGGGAGGGAUCCAUCAGGGGUAACACCUGUGAUGCGGUGGGAAAGCGGAUGGUGGGAAGGAGGUGGUAGGCAGGAUCAGUCGAGGCACACGGUGGUAGGGUGUCGCUGGCGUGGCUCGCCCGCAGUCAACUCUCGUUGCCAGUGGGCAGUUGUGCUCAAUCGUGAUCUUACCGCUUCUCACUCUGGCCGACUCAAGGACAAUCAGCGUGCUCCCAUUACCAACACUAACGCCUAUUCAUAAUUUAGGAUUGACUUGGACUUGCGUAGUCCGUUGAAGCACAUGACCCUUCUGAUUUUUGAGAGUCCUGUCGACUUUAGGAUGCCCAUUUUACCUUUAGGUUUGUAAUUUAUUCAUGGGAUGGUAUACAAAACAAGAGUCGACA
Closterium sp. NIES-67 is the source of this 1679-nucleotide messenger RNA. The record is from the annotation of a GenBank genome assembly. Lineage: Eukaryota; Viridiplantae; Streptophyta; Zygnematophyceae; Desmidiales; Closteriaceae.